ACGCCUUGAGAGCCAGAAUAUAUCUGGAAAUCAGUCGCACUUCCAGACAUGAUCAGUAUACUCUUGGUCGGCUAUUUUACUCUCGUAUUUAUCAUAAGUGUUCGGACUAUUAAUUUGAAUCAGUCCUUAAGAGAUAAUGCUUUGGAGAUCAAAUCGUUUAAUUCUCAUUCCAAUCAUCAGGGAAGGUUCUUCCCACUAUUCAGCGUCGUACGUUUCGCUAACUCUGAGUGCUUGUCGAGUAUCGAUCAACUUAAUGGCACGUGCUUCACAAGACGAGAGUGUAUGAAUUUCGGAGGUAACCCGUCGGGAUCGUGCGCUAACAGAUUGGGCACUUGUUGCAUAUUUCAAAAGUCUUGCGGCUCCACCACCAACAUGAACAACACAUAUUUCGUAAGUCCGAGAUAUCCUAUCACUUAUCGAGGUGGAGAACGUUGCUCGAUCACAGUGCAACGUUGUAAUCCUAAUAUAUGUCAGGUAACAUCCACACUGUGCGUUAGUAAGUUACAGCCUUUAAAUGUCUCAUGUUUGCAGUUGCGACUGGACUUUCUGGAAGCUACUUGGGCCCAGCCAAAUGCUACUGGAUUUUGCGAUUUAGACGUGUUUCUCGUAUCAGGAGGUUCAUCUACAGUGCCCAGAAUAUGCGGGGAAAACACUAACCAGCAUGUAUACGUUGACUUUAACGGAGCAACGCCAAUCACGAUAUCCGUCGACACCAACGCGGAUUUUGCGUUCGAUCGACGCUGGAAUAUAAGGAUUCAGCAAAUAGCGUGCGAUUCUGUAUGCAGAGCUCCUAAUGGAUGCUUACAAUAUUACAAUACUCUCUCCGGCACCGUAAUGAGCUUUAACUUUGGUACAACAGAAAAUGUCCGAGGUACGUGUCAGUCAAACGUCACAGUGAACUCUUCGUAUUUAGACCAUUCAUUUGAAACUAUAAAUGAACGAUCUAAACUAAGAGUUGUUUCAGCUCCUCAGAUUGGAACGCGACAGAUGGUGAAUCAUCGUUAUGGCGUGUGCGUUAGAAUGGCUUUGGGAUAUUGCACUAUUGAGUGGUCGGAAGUCGAUAAUCUUUCUUUUUCCGUUUCUGGAGAUACGGGCUCGUUUGAUCCAAACAUAAUAGGCACACCCUUGGUGGCAGAAUCUGGAGCUAGUUGUACCACCGAUUUCGUAAUUAUACCCGAUCCGCAAGAAAAUGGCGUUUUCGAUAAUACAGACAGAUUUUGCGGAAAUGGAUUUAUAACUAAAACAUCGGACUUGAAGCCAUUCGUACUUUAUGUCGUUACAAACGGUGAUGAAAUGCAAGAGGCCCAAAAUAAAGGCUUCGCACUUUCAUUUCGUCAGCUGCCUUGCGCAGUUUAAGUAUUGUAUAAAUAUAUUUUUCAUAUAUUAUAUAAAUAUAUUUUUUCUGAUCAAAAAUAAUAUUAU
Acromyrmex echinatior (Panamanian leafcutter ant) is the source of this 1422-nucleotide messenger RNA. RefSeq lists its product as uncharacterized. Lineage: Eukaryota; Metazoa; Arthropoda; Insecta; Hymenoptera; Formicidae. The record is from RefSeq and is a predicted model, not a curated record.